Molecule: messenger RNA, 2628 nt
Organism: Kwoniella shivajii
Lineage: Eukaryota; Fungi; Basidiomycota; Tremellomycetes; Tremellales; Cryptococcaceae
Exons: 2
Coding region: 1-2628 (875 amino acids)
Source: RefSeq, a predicted model, not a curated record
AUGACAAACGUCAAUACCCCUCGUCAUAAACGAUCCCAAGCAAAAGGACUAAUAUCAAUUCCAUUCCCCACAUCAUCUUCUACAUUCAUGUUAGAUCAACAGGUCAACGAUGAAGAUAUAAAACCUAGAUUUAAUGGUAAUAGUUUGACUCCAAACGAUGGUUAUUCAGGUUUAUUCACAUCUGGAAUGUUUCCAAAUUAUACCCCUCGUCCCGAUGAAUGUUCACUCCCAACACCACCUAGAAACGAUCUUUCUUCCAAUUCCACUACCACUUGUACUUCCACUUCCUAUGCACCUGUGACUCCCGGCAGAAAGAAGAGGUCAUCGAUUAUACACAAUACUCUCUCGUCCACUUCACCUCAGAAAUUCAAAUCAUCCGGAGUUGAUAACGGCGUAGAAAGAGCUUUAGAUGAUGUAAUGCGUAAUUUGAGAGUAUCAAUUACACCAAAUAAGAAAUAUAGUUACUCAGGUAAGAACAGAUUAAAUCAACAAUCAAGAUGGUCUUCUUCUACUGAAGGUAGUACAUGUGAAAAUAAUGAGAAUGAAGCAGAAGAAGAAGAAGAAGAAGGAGGAGGAGAACAAAGUGGUUUUUUCAAAAUUAGAAAAUCCAAUGAAACUUCUCGUUCAAGGUUGACUGUGAAAUCAACUAAAUCCAAAAGGUCUAGGAAAUCAGAAGAUACAAAUAGAGAUGGAGAUACUACGAUCAAUAAUGGGCAAUACGUUGCUAGAUCAGGUAUGGACUUAACCAUGGAUGAAAUUCCACCUAUUCCAUCAAUCACAAUGAUACCGUUGACUCCGGGGAGAAGUAGAAGGAUGAUGAAUGGUUUAGUCAAAAGAUUGGGUUUAACUCCAAAGAAGAGCAAGAAAUCUAUGCCACCAAAUGAUACGUUGACCGCAGAAUACAAUACCCAACCCUCACAUGUGACUCCAACACCGCCACUUCCACUUCCACUUCCACCUUCAUUUGAAAAAAGGACGAUUCCUAAAAAAUCAUCAUUAUCAACACUUCGAUCUGCACUAACAAAGAAGUCAUCUUCUACAACACUUCGUUCUGUUCGAUCGGCCUCUCAUCCCCAUCAUCCAUUCGCAACCCUCUCAACUGAAUUUGAUUCAAUAUCUCCACCGCCAAUGCCAAUGCCAUUUCCAUCUGGAGCUGGAGCCGAAGCUGGAAUAUCUGGUUCGAGACAAGGUGAUAUCCUACCUGAUUGUUUCCCUUCUACACCUAAAGGAGGUAAGCGAACACCGAAAUCUUCUAUCGGUCAACCUAAAUUGCAAUAUGAUGUUUCACCUUCACAUUUCUUAUAUGAAUUACCGCGUAAAGCUCCUUCGACACCUAAAAACGAUUCAUUCAACAUUGAGUCUUUAUACCAAACACCAGGUCGUUCCGGUGGAAAAGCGAACGAUAAUGAUCAUGACGGUAUGAUCAAGUUCGAAGAAGAAGAUUUAGGUGAUAUCAUCAUGUCACCUGACAAACACCAUGAUGAUGAACCACAGAUAGAUCUAGAGCCAGAAUUGGAAAAUGAUGAUUCAAUGAAUCAAGAUUCUUCGCAAGAGAUUUUCACGCCUCACCACCGUCACCAAUCGAGAUUCACAUCAGAGUCCAACUCUCAAGCACAAGAAGUGAUUAGACAGACGAUGAACUCAUUGACCCAAAAUCAACUUGGUUCACCAUUUCAGCCUCAUCAUUUUUCGACUCCGACUUCAACAUUACCCAUCAAACCUCGUCCAACCGGAUUGAAAGUCGAUGCCAACAACAAUAAAUCCAAGAACCACAACGUCAACCUAGUCUCCCCAGAUAUUACCUUGACACCGUUCUCUCGUCCACCUUCUGACAAAUCCGACCAUAAUUUGAAAUCGAAUUUGAGAUCGCAACCGUUAUCAAUGAAAAACAUCAAUUCGAUGGGACUCCCGCUUCCGACUCCUUCGUGCGAGAUUCGAUCUGUGUCGAGAGCAUCAAAGAAAGAUCCGUUAGGUAUAAUGAAGAGGUUCAAAUUAUCUAAAUCAACUAAAGAUGAUAUACCAUUCAGGAAUGGCGCAGGAGAUGGAUGGUCAACUCCCAUGCUCAUGUCGUUCCCAGAACCAAGACCGUCAGGAGUGAGAAAACUAAAUUUGGGUACUCACACUGUCGAAAGUUAUUUCGAUCACAAUGUGGGUGCAAUGGACAGUUAUUUUGAUCAUGAUCAGAAUGUAGGAAGCUUCGGUACACCUGUCAAAUAUCAAUCAAGAGCUUAUAUACCAGAUUUCUCAGUCCCACCGCCAUCAGAAUCGGAAAAUACUUCUUUCCAAAGUCAAAGUCAAAGUCAAAGUCAAAGUCAAAGUCAAAACCAGGAUAAAAUGGAAACCCCAUUUGCUAGAUUCCAAGAUGGGUACGUAUGUCAAAUGGAACAACAAGCAAAUGAAAUACAGAACCAAAGUCCAGAAUACAUCUUUCAGCUUGAGAAUGAGGAUGAGAAUGAACAUGAUAUCCCCCGAGGAGGUCUAGAAUGGAGAAAGCGAAUUAAGAAAUCAAGUGAGAUUAGUGAAGGUGCCAAAAGUGGAUUUACGAUGCAUACUAUGACUACGGGUGAAGGUGUUGAAGAAUGGGAAUUGGAGAGGUACUUGAGGGAUUUAGAAGGGGAAGUAGCUUAG